This is a messenger RNA of Solanum pennellii, 897 nucleotides long. RefSeq lists its product as uncharacterized. The transcript is spliced from 3 exons. The record is from RefSeq and is a predicted model, not a curated record. The coding region runs from base 1 to 897 and encodes 298 amino acids. Lineage: Eukaryota; Viridiplantae; Streptophyta; Magnoliopsida; Solanales; Solanaceae.
AUGGCAGAGAUGUACGAGGCUUGGAUGAGGGGACAAGCUCCACCGUCUUCAAUUUGCUUGUACCCUCACACUCAUCAGUAUAGUUCCCCUGUUGAAGCUAAAAGAGCUGUUAAAAAUGAGGAACAUGAAGAAAUGUCUACAAAAAUGAAAUGUUUCGAACAGAAUGUAAGAGAUAUGCGAGGAUUUGGAGGUCACAAAAGUGUCUCAAUCAAUUAUUUAUGCAUGGUUCCCCAUGUUCAUCUAUCCAUUGAUUUUAAAACUCCAGUAUUUGAGAAGUAUGAUGGACAUGGAAAUCCUUUUAUAGAUCAAGAUACUUCUAACUGGCAUACAUGGGAUGAUUUGGCUCGAUAUUUUGGUCAACAAUUUCAAUAUAACAUUGACAUAGUUCCAGAUCGUACCUUACUGGCCAACAUGAGAAAAAAAACCAUCGAAAAUUUUCGUGAAUAUGCUAUAAGGUGGAGGGAGCAAGUUACGACGGUUAAGCCGCCAAUGAAAGAGUCUGAAAUGAUUGUUGUUUUCCUCCAAGCGCAAGAACCAAACUACUUUCAUUAUUUACUUUCUAUUGUUGGCAAAACAUUUGCUAAAGUUAUUAAGAUUGGUGAAUUGGUGGAAAAUAGCAUUAAGCUUGGAAGGAUUGUAAGUCAAGCUGCCUUGAAAGCCACAACACAGGUGAUUAAAAAUGGAUCAGGAAAUCUUGGAGGAAAGAAACUGAAAGAGGAUGUAGUGAAUGUUGUGUCAGACAAACAAAAAAGUCCAAGCAGUCCAUUUUAUCAAUAUGCACCACCUCAAUACCAUUACUAUAUCCCCAUGCAAAAUACACAAUACUCUAUGAUCCCACCUCAAUAUGCAGUCUCUAGUGCACAACCACAUGUAUAUCCACCAAACAAUUAUCAAUAG